CCGCCGCGCAGCGACCUCCCGUUGGCUCCCGGUCCUUACGGAGGCCAAGCCAAGAUGGCCGCCGUCGGGGCGUCGGGCGGCUCGACGGAGACGGCGGGCAACGGGGGCGGAGCGCAGGCUUCCUCCUCCUCCACCGCUGCCGCCGCCGCCACGACGGCUCCGGCCUCUUCCUCCACCCCUUCGUCGUCUUCCGUGGCCGGGGGAGCAGCGGCGGCGGCGGCAGCUUCAGCCGCCUCGUCCGUAGCAGGACCACCUCAGCCCGCGGUGGGAGGGAGCGCCGGGCCCGGCUCGGGGGCGGCGGUCUCCGGCGGGGCUGAGGCCACGGCAGGAGGAGGAGGAGGCGGUGGCUCCGCUGGUUCCUCGUCGUCCACGUCCUCCGCGUCCGGGGCCGGCGGCGCUCCGGUGUCUUCGGGGGCCUCCGAGUCGUGGUACGUGGCGCUGCUGGGCUUGGCCGAGCACUUCCGCACCUCUAGCCCGCCCAAGGUGCGGCUCUGCGUCCACUGCCUCCAGGCCGUGCUGCCCCGCAAGCCCCCCGCUCGGGUCGAAGCCCGCACCCACCUCCAGCUCGGCUCCGUCCUCUACCACCACACGCGCAACGGAGAGCAGGCCCGCGGGCACCUCGAGAAAGCGUGGCUGAUAUCACAACAAAUUCCGCAGUUUGAGGAUGUCAAAUUUGAAGCUGCCAGCCUCCUGUCUGAGUUGUACUGUCAAGAGAAUUCUGUUGACACAGCAAAGCCACUGCUGCGUAAAGCCAUACAGAUUUCACAACAGACUCCUUACUGGCACUGUCGCCUUCUUUUUCAGCUUGCGCAACUUCAUACGCUUGAAAAAGAUUUGGUCUCUGCCUGCGACCUUUUGGGAGUUGGAGCAGAAUAUGCUCGUGUGGUAGGAUCAGAAUAUACAAGAGCGCUGUUUCUAUUAAGCAAAGGCAUGCUGCUCCUCAUGGAGAGGAAACUGCAGGAGGUGCACCCGCUGCUGACACUCUGUGGGCAGAUUGUUGAGAACUGGCAAGGGAAUCCCAUCCAGAAAGAAUCAUUGCGGGUCUUCUUCUUGGUACUGCAGGUGACGCAUUACCUGGAUGCUGGUCAGGUGAAGAGUGUCAAGCCAUGUCUAAAGCAGCUGCAGCAAUGCAUCCAGACCAUCUCAACCCUUCAUGAUGAUGAGAUCCUCCCCAGCAACCCUGCAGACCUCUUCCAUUGGCUGCCCAAGGAGCACAUGUGUGUGCUGGUUUACCUGGUGACUGUGAUGCAUUCAAUGCAGGCUGGAUAUUUGGAGAAGGCCCAGAAAUACACCGACAAAGCCCUGAUGCAGCUAGAGAAACUCAAAAUGCUUGAUUGCAGCCCUAUCUUAUCAUCUUUCCAAGUCAUCUUGUUGGAACAUAUCAUCAUGUGCCGGCUGGUCACAGGGCACAAAGCUACAGCCCUGCAAGAGAUUUCACAGGUAUGCCAGCUCUGCCAGCAGUCUCCCAGGCUCUUUUCUAAUCAUGCUGCCCAGCUACAUGCUCUUCUGGGGCUGUAUUGCAUUUCUGUGAACUGCAUGGACAACGCAGAAGCACAGUUUACCACAGCACUUCGGCUCACCACCCAUCAGGAAUUGUGGGCUUUUAUCGUGACAAACUUGGCAAGCGUCUAUAUCAGGGAAGGAAACCGGCAUCAAGAGCUUUAUAGCUUGUUGGAAAGGAUAAACCCAGACCACAAUUUUCCAGUGAGCUCUCACUGUCUUCGAGCUGCCGCUUUCUACAUCCGAGGACUGUUCUCCUUCUUUCAAGGAAGGUACAAUGAAGCCAAACGUUUUUUACGAGAGACACUAAAAAUGUCAAAUGCAGAAGAUCUAAACCGAUUAACAGCGUGCUCUCUUGUUCUUCUGGGUCACAUCUUCUAUGUGUUAGGGAAUCACAGGGAGAGUAACAACAUGGUAGUCCCAGCCAUGCAGUUGGCCAGCAAGAUCCCCGACAUGUCUGUGCAGCUGUGGUCAUCGGCCCUCCUGAGAGACCUAAACAAAGCAUGUGGGAAUGCCAUCGACGCCCAUGAAGCAGCGCAAAUGCAUCAGAACUUUUCCCAGCAGCUGCUCCAGGAUCACAUUGAGGCCUGUAGCCUCCCAGAGCACAACCUUAUCACCUGGACAGAUGGGCCCCCACCAGUACAGUUUCAGGCACAAAAUGGACCUACCACCAGCCUGGCCAGUCUAUUGUGAACCUACUGUCUUCACUUGGGAAGAAGAUGGAAAUCAUUUUGUACACUGAGCUUUUUUUUUAAAACAACAACAACAAAAAAAGGAUGGGCAGCGAACACUUCUCCAAGCCCUCUAGGAGUUGGCGUUGAGGUGAUCUUUCUUAGACCCACAAUUUGGCAUGGCCAUUCUGAGCUCUUUUUUAAGGUGUGCGAGUGUGUGUGUGUGUGUGCGUGUGUGUGUGUGUGGAUCACCUACGUUGCAGGGAUGUCUAAUGUAAGUAAACACACAGGGCUGUAAGAGGCAGCCCUUCUUAUUUCUCAGAAUUUGAUUUUACGUGACGUGGACAAAACAAGGGCCCCUUCAGAUGAGAUUUAUUUAAAAGAGAAAGAAAUCAGCCCAUCUAAUGAAAGUAUACGGAGGCUGGGAUGGAAUAGAGAAAGCCAUGCCUGCUUCCUUGCUAAUUAAAACUGCCCCUGAAAAUGCCAUGUGCCUAUAUUUUUAUGAAGGCUCUGUUGCCCUUUGUAUUAUCCAGGCUGCUAGAUUUGCUUCUUGAACACACUUGCUCUAGAAAUACCUGAAGUUGGGGCGUUUAAAUCAGGGGUCUCCAACCUUGGCCGCUUUAAGACUUGUGGACUUCAACUCCCAGAAUUCCUCAGCCAGCUUUGCUUGAAGUUGAAGUCCACAAGUCCACAAGCUUUGCUGGCUGAGGAAUUCUGGGAGUUGAAGUCCACAAGUCUUAAAGUGGCCAAGGUUGGAGACCCCUGAUCUAAAUAGCAUAGGCCCCAUUCUCUGGCAGGAAAUCUGUUUUAUUGUGUUUCAACCUUAGCAACUCCCAAAAUGCGUGGCCUCACAUGUGGAAGUCCAGACAUCAUAAAAUCACUAAGAUUGACAAAACACUGCUCCAUUUGCUUCCCUUAUCAUAGAAAGAACUCCGCAAAUUGGUUACGUAAUGUGGGAGGUGUUUCCUUCCUUACGUCACUUUAGGGCACUUGGGCUCUACAUUCUUCAGAACAAUUCUUCAGAUAAUUCAUAUUGGAGCAAAGCUGAUGGUAAUCAGCCUCUGACAGUGUUUCAAGUGCCUGUUUGGUUUCUUAAAAGAGGGGUCUCCAACUUUGGUCCCUUUAAGACUUGUGGACUUCAACUCCCAGAGUUCCUCAGCCAGCUUUGAAGUCCACAAGUCUUAAAGGGACCAAGGUUGGAGACCCCUGCCUUAAAAGGUAAUCCUUUGGGUUUUUUCCCCUCAAGACACAUUACCCAUCUGGGUUAAAAUCAUGAUCAUUUUCAUUUUUUCUUUACGGUAAAGGUGACUCGAUUCACCUCUCUUUUUCAACUCUUGGGUCAGAAAUAAGGACAAACGGUGGCUUGGAAAAAACAAGCUGGCCUGAUCUGGAUUUGUGUGAUUUGUUUGAGACUAGGGUACAGUCGGGUCUUCCAAGACUCUUUAAUUAGAAUGUAGAAUGUUGUAUCUGGUGCAGAAUUCAGCUUCUGAGAAUCUUGGCAUUCAGGAUCUUUUAAUGAGAAAGCUUUUAGCCCCUAAUAGCUGCAAAGAUAUUUGAAAGGAUAUGGGAGAUAACUUCCCAUAUCAUGGACUCAACGUGGGAAGCUUAAACAAGUUUUCCAGUGAUGUGGGUAGGAAUUCUGUGCCCUUAGCCUUCCCGUGGUUAGCAAAAUGAUCAUAUAUUAUGCAAAGUACCUAAUUUGGAAUGAUUAUGCAAAACGAAUAUGCAAGUGACUGCAUAAAUCACGUUACACUAGAAUCCAGCUUUUCCAACUACUGGUACUUUUUUUAAUUAUUAUCUUAUUUUUAAGGCAGGGACACAAACCCUGCUUCUAGUAUGGUGUGUGCUGUACCAAUUUCAAAAGGAGAUAGUUUAUCUUGUUACUACAGUAGUUCAGUGAGUUCUUAAUUAUGGAUUUUUUAGCACAAUCUAUCAUCCAAAAGCCAUAGCCAGUAUCCCCUAAUCAUGCGUUCUUGAUAUUUUCAGGAAUAAUGCAAUCCAGUUGCUUUCCUAAGUAGG
Messenger RNA from Ahaetulla prasina, 4190 nucleotides. It is a transcript of the gene MAU2, whose product is annotated as MAU2 sister chromatid cohesion factor. Gene Ontology annotation, biological process: mitotic sister chromatid cohesion; maintenance of mitotic sister chromatid cohesion. Gene Ontology annotation, molecular function: double-stranded DNA binding; protein binding. The record is from RefSeq and is a predicted model, not a curated record. Gene Ontology annotation, cellular component: SMC loading complex; chromatin. Lineage: Eukaryota; Metazoa; Chordata; Lepidosauria; Squamata; Colubridae. The transcript has 19 exons. The coding region runs from base 55 to 2193 and encodes 712 amino acids.